UAUUAUACUCUUCUAUACAACCAAAAAGACAACUCUCCAAAAGUUCCAACUUUCUCUCGGGUUGUUGCUUCUGGUACCCUUGUGGCUGCAUUCAUUAUCUUUCUUAAGAAAGAUAACAAAGGCACAGAAUUUCGUCCAGCUGAUGUUAAGGUUACCUACACGCUGUUUGCAGUUGGCCUACUUUUGGAUUUCAUAUCCAUCCUCUUGUUUCUGUUCUCAGACUGGACAUGUGCUACACAUAGUAGCUUGAAGGACGAUCCAGAAGAGCCUCUAUCAUUCAAAGAUAGAACUUUCGACAAGUUACUUGGUUUAAGAAAGCUACAUUGGACGGAGCAAGUGUGCACGCAUAAGUGUACCACAGAAGGUAAGAAACCCUGUAUCACGGAACCUAAUGGUAAGUCCUACCAAAACAAAAAGGAAGGUAAUGGUAAGUGUUCAAUAGAACAGACGCAUCAAGUGCUCACGACGACAUUCUUUCUCCGGAGGUGGUGUGGAAGCAUCAACGUAUUCAACUUUAUAGCUUUUGCCACAAAAGCAGAGGUAGUGAGGAUCCACGAUGCCAGAGGUGAUUUCCGCCGCAUCUCAUGGGUGAUCAUAUCUUUCCUAUUUAUAAAAAUUAACUGGGUUAUCCAGAAAGUUGUUGGAUGGAUUGCCGACGUGAUCAAUGAUGUGCACAGAUGGAUCAGUCACAAAGUCAAUGCGUUUUCAAGAAGCCGUCCAUGGGCUCGUAGUACUAUCCACCCUAUCUAUUUCGAGUUCAUAGCCCGCAUCCCACAUUUCAUCAAAUCUGUGUGGGAUAUCCUCAGCGAGUUCUUCGACAUCUCGGAUACACUUGAUAUGGUCCAUAAGACGCUAUUUGUACACGGAGAGCCCUUGACGAAAGAAUUGUGGGAGUUCAUAUUCAAAGAGCUGAGAAACAAAUCAAAGUAUGGAGACAGUCCUGAAAAUGCCAAGAGGAUAUCUUUGGCUCGAGGAGAAUGGACUUUAAGAGAGAACCUGCCAGCGGAUGCAGAACGUGAAAAACUGGUACGUUAUGUCACAAAGGUUGAUUAUGAUCAGAGUCUUUUGAUGUGGCACAUUGCAACCGAGCUCUGUUACCAACAACACGAGGAUGAGACUAUCCCAAAGGGUGAUGAUGAAAAAAAGGAGCAUUACAGUAACCGCGAGUUCAGCAAAAUCAUCUCAGACUACAUGAUGUAUCUACUGAUCUUGCAACCCAGUCUGAUGUCCGAGGUAGCUGGAAUUGGGAAGAUAAGAUUCAGAGACACAUUGGCUGAAGCUGACAAGUUUUUCGAGAGGAGGCAUAUCGAGGACAAGAGAAGCGUGAAGAUAGCCACCGAAAACAUUCUGAACGUCAACAGUGAAACUGACCCAAUGAGCGUGAAGGGAGAUCGAAGCAAGUCUGUGUUGUUUGACGCGAGCAGGCUAGCCAAAGACCUUACAGAGAUGGAGAAGACACACAAAAAAGACAAAUGGGAGAUACUGAGCAAAGUGUGGGUGGAACUUCUCUGUUAUGCAGCUUGUCACUGCGACGCCACGGCUCACGUGGAGCAACUAAGCAGAGGCGCUGAGCUCAUAAACUUCGUGUGGCUUCUAAUGGCUCACUUUGGACUAACAGAUCAGUUCCAGAUCAACAAAGGAGAUGCCAGAGCCAAACUCAUAAUAGGCAAGUGAGUGAACAAAAUCCAACUCUGCAUUUGUACUUCUUUCUACUUUUUUCAGCUCAAAACAAUGAAUUCCUUCCUGCAUAGAGAUGACGACAGACAUUUGUAUGCUUUUGUGAUUGAAAUAUCCCAAAAUAGUUUUCAUA
Messenger RNA from Camelina sativa (false flax), 1810 nucleotides. RefSeq lists its product as uncharacterized. The record is from RefSeq and is a predicted model, not a curated record. Lineage: Eukaryota; Viridiplantae; Streptophyta; Magnoliopsida; Brassicales; Brassicaceae.